GCCGGGAGUCGGGGUGCCGCCGGUUACUCUUGUGAGUGCCUUUCAGGAAGCCACAGGGCGGGCGGCGUCCGCGCUGAGGACCCGGGAGCGAGUAGCAGGCAGGCCCCGUUUAUGCACAGCCCAGUGACAUAUACAGAAGCAUAACUCCGGCUAGAGAUGGAGCGCCCGGGGAUGCACAUGUGUGCAGACCCCUCGGCAUGUCACCAUGCUGUGUGGGCACCUGUCGUGUGAGUAGCUCCGGGCGUGGCUGCUCCAGGGACCUUCCUUUUCUAUAAGAUUUAUUUCUAGGGCCCUACCGCCCCUCUCUCCAGAGGGGAACGUAAGAAGUUUAACGGAGCUGGGACUGAGAAGAUUAAGGGAGUGGAAGAGAGAAAGGGCCGAAAGGGUGGGGACUGUGGGCGCUGGGGGUAGAGAACCGGUUCUUUGACCCUCUCCCAGCCAGAAAGGCAUUUUGGAAAGACUGGCGUGACAAAAGUGGCCCUGAAAUGUCUAGAGAGCUGGAACAGUGAGUAAGUGUCACUGGGCUGAACCUGGCCAAUUUGUGAUCCAAAGGGAUGCUAGCAGUUAGAAAGGCAAGGAGGAAACUCAGGAUGGGGACCAUCUGUUCCCCCAACCCCAGCGGGACAAAGACAGCUUCAGACGUCUGCAAUGCUGACUGGAUGGCCUCGCUCCCCCCUCACCUCCACAACGUCCCCCUUUCCAAUCUGGCAAUCCCAGGUUCCCAUGAUUCAUUCAGCUACUGGGUGGAUGAAAAGUCCCCUGUGGGGCCUGACCAAACUCAGGCUAUCAAACGCCUCGCCAGGAUCUCCUUGGUGAAGAAGCUCAUGAAGAAGUGGUCUGUGACUCAGAACCUGACCUUCCGGGAACAGCUGGAAGCUGGGAUCCGCUACUUUGACCUGCGUGUGUCUUCCAAGCCAGGGGACACUGACCAGGAGAUCUACUUCAUCCAUGGGCUUUUUGGCAUCAAGGUCUGGGAUGGGCUGAUGGAGAUUGACUCCUUCCUUACACAACACCCCCAAGAGAUUGUCUUCCUCGAUUUUAACCACUUCUAUGCCAUGGAUGAGGCGCAUCACAAAUGCCUGGUUCUCCGGAUCCAGGAGGCCUUUGAAAACAAGUUGUGUCCAGCCUGCAGUGUGGAAAGCAUGACGCUGCAAACCCUGUGGGAGAAGAAGCGCCAGGUUCUUAUCUUCUACCACUGUCCCUUCUACAAGCAGUACUCCUUCUUGUGGCCAGGAAAGAAGAUUCCAGCACCUUGGGCAAAUACCACAAGUGUGAGAAAACUAAUCCUCUUCUUGGAGACCACCCUGAGUGAGCGUGCCCCCCAGGGCUCCUUCCAUGUCUCCCAGGCAAUUCUUACCCCUAGAGUGAAGACCAUCGCCCGAGGCCUUGUGGGGGGCCUCAAGAACACCCUGGUUCAUAGGAAUCUUCCUGCCAUCCUGGACUGGGUGAAAACUCAGAAGCCUGGUGCCAUGGGUGUCAACAUCAUCACGUCUGACUUCGUGGACCUGGUGGACUUUGCCACAACCGUCAUUGAGUUGAAUGACCUUCUGCAGGAGGACAGAGCUUUGGCUAAAUGCUGA
Molecule: messenger RNA, 1580 nt
Organism: Marmota flaviventris (yellow-bellied marmot)
Lineage: Eukaryota; Metazoa; Chordata; Mammalia; Rodentia; Sciuridae
Gene: Plcxd2
Product: phosphatidylinositol specific phospholipase C X domain containing 2
Biological process (GO): lipid metabolic process
Molecular function (GO): phosphoric diester hydrolase activity
Source: RefSeq, a predicted model, not a curated record